Molecule: messenger RNA, 954 nt
Organism: Arabidopsis thaliana (thale cress)
Lineage: Eukaryota; Viridiplantae; Streptophyta; Magnoliopsida; Brassicales; Brassicaceae
Product: Homeodomain-like superfamily protein
Exons: 4
Coding region: 145-489 (114 amino acids)
Biological process (GO): DNA-templated transcription; regulation of DNA-templated transcription
Cellular component (GO): nucleus
Molecular function (GO): DNA binding
Source: RefSeq, marked reviewed
UUUUAAUCCCAAUUAGUCUCCUUCUCCUUUCUCUCUGCUCUCUCGUUCAACGGGCAAAGUUUUUUUCGAAUAAAGUUUUGGUUUUUCUUUUAACGUUCCCUUCUUCUUCCUCCUCCUCGCGAAUUCGCUUAUCUGUCGAUCACGAUGAGCUCAAGUUCGAAUCCACCGGUUUGUUCACCGGAAAAGGAGGAAAGAAGUGAAAUGAAGAUUGAGAUUCAAUGUAUGGAGAAUAAGCAACCAUUAGCUGCUUCUUGCUCCUCUGCAUCCGAAGGCAGUGGCUGUUUCUUCCUCAAGUCACCUGAAAUCGCAACUCCUGCCACAGUAUCUUCAUUUCCUCGGAGGACUAGUGGACCUAUGAGACGAGCAAAAGGUGGUUGGACUCCAGAGGAGGUUAGUGGUUGCUUUUGUUUCAUUAUUUUGUUGGUGUCUGGAGCAACCUCAUUCGACUAUGUAUCUUGUAUGUAUAAGGAUUACUGUUCACUUGAAUGAAAGAGGAGGCUAGCAUUAUUGUGGUCUGUAAUUGGUUUCUAUCACUAUUCAGGAUGAGACACUUAGACGAGCAGUUGAAAAGUAUAAGGGGAAGAGGUGGAAGAAAAUAGCGGAAUUUUUCCCAGAGAGAACACAAGUCCAAUGCUUGCACAGGUGGCAGAAAGUUCUUAAUCCAGAGCUUGUUAAAGGACCUUGGACUCAAGAGGUUCUCUUAUCAUUUUCAUGUUCUGAAACUUUUUUUGGUUUUCAUUUUACGUAAAUAUUUGGUAGCUCUAAAAUUCUCUUCAACAAGUUUACAGUGGCUCCAUCGUUGAAUCCAUCUGUGUACAUAUGAUCCGUUGUCUGUGUAUAUUAAUAUGGGAAAAAUGUCGAAAAAAUCAUGAACUUGCAAUUUUUGGACGAUUUAAUCUUGAACUUCAAGGAAGACUAAUAAAUCGUAAAGUUAUUGUUAACUUUCUAUAUAAA